GAAGUUAGAAGUGGGCUUCACCCCUUCUGCUCCAGGUUAAAUUUCACUCCACUUUUCCCUGGGAAGUUUCCGUGUAAACUGCGCGCCAUGUCUUCCACAGUAAAGAGCCUGAAAGUCACCUACAACCCUAACCCUAAUAAGGAAAACACUUUUACAGACGGCGACUGGGUUUCAGGGAAUGUCACGCUGGAAGUGACCAAAGACUGCGAGAUGGACUAUCUGCUAAUUAAAUUCAAGGGGAAAUCAGAAGUCCUGUGGACCGAGAGGCACGGCAAGACUACUGUUGUUUACCACUCCAAAGACAAGUACUUCAGCUUCAAGCAUUACUUAGUCCGAAACAAAGAUCACAAAGGAGAUGACAACGAAGCACUACUGCCAAACCAGGGUGGAGACACAUACAGCAAUGUGAUUCCCCUAGGAUGCCAUAUUUACCCAUUCCAGUUUCAGAUCCCUUGCCAGAAUACUCCCUCGUCCUUUAAGGGCUCUGUUGGUAAAAUUGUGUACCUGCUGGAAGCAAAGCUGAGCAGAUCAAUGAGGAUACCCACGAAAGAUUCAACUAAGAUCAACUUUGUUGGACAGCCGGACCUGAACAGUUACUCUGGAAUAAUGACACCACAGCAUGAAACCAAGGAUAAGAAAAUGAAAUUUUUCACCUCAGGAACUGUAGCCAUGGAUGUGAAUCUUGAAAAAACAGGUUUCAUCCAAGGUGAGGGAUUAAAGGUUACGGCCUACAUUGAGAACAACUCGUCUCGUGAGAUCAAGCCCAAGUUCUGUGUGUACAGAAAACACAGCUUCUUUGCAAGAGGGAAGAGAAGACUCUCGACUAAAGACAUCUUUAAAGAGGUGGGAGAUCCAAUCCCUCCUUCUUCCAACCAAAAUGUCACAAGAAUCCUCCAGAUCCCUCAUGAUCUGGAGCCCUCCAUCCUCAACUGCAGUAACAUAAAAGCAGAGUACAGAGUCAGGGUCUACCUGGAUGUUAAAUAUGCUUCAGACCCAGAGAUCAAAUUUCCCAUAGUCAUCCUGCCGGCCUCUCAGGUUUCUGCCGCGGCACCUCCACCUGCUGCCUCUGACUUUGGAUUUGAACCAUUUGGGAGCACCAACCCACCAGCCUGGGGCAUUGCACCACCACAGCCACCAACAGCACCCCAAGCUUUUUCUGAUCCCCCACCUCCCUACGGAGCACAUGGGAUGUACCCUCCUCUGGCGGAUUAUGACAAGAAAUAUUAGUAAACUGUGGAUACUUUCAGGAAAUUAAACAAAGAGAUAGAAACCAGAAAAAAAACGGCCAGUUUAUCACUUUCAUUAGUAUUUCCAUCUCAUGUACAUUAAGAGCUACAAUAUACGUACUGCUCUUACAUCAUUCAAAGGGAAUACUUGUCAUUAUUGUGAGAUUUUUCAGCUGCUAUGUUCAGUUGCUAUUUUUUCCUAUUUUCAGUGGAGUGUUCUGUUAUGUAUAUGCGGACUUCAUCUCUUGUCAGCUGCAGGUUUGUUGCCCUGUCUGUGAUUCUGAUGCUCAGGAUACAGGAGCUCAUGGAGAGAGCCCCAGCUUCACUUUCUGAGAUGUAAAGAUUGUUUAAAAACAGGCAGAUAUAAAACAGAUUUAGAAUCUGGCAGCUGUCCUGUCUCAGAUCACAACCUCAUAUACUAACAAUUUAUAUAGUGCUUCUUCUCUCAGCUUGAGAUAAUUACAGAUAUACUUGUAUGUCCACUAUAUUUAUAUAUCUCUGACUAAUAAAAUAUAAUGAACUAAAGAUAUGAAGUUCUGUAGUAUAAAAACUGUUGAUUAUUGAUGGAUGGCAACUGCUUGUAGUUAGUUUGUGUACUUUGUGAUGUGACUGAAUAUAGCUAUUAUUGUCUGUUACAUUUCUUUGGCCUGGUUUACCUGAACUCUUCUGUGGCCUUAAAAUAUACCUCAAUCUCUAUGCAAACUGUCUGAUAUCUGAGUUAUUCCUUCUCUUUUGUCUGCAUUAUUUUUGAUCCACACUUUACAAAUAAAGGGUAGCGUGUAUACUGUGUAAACAAUGUGGUUAAACCAGUUUAUUGAAGGCUUUGUAAGGGUUGCUCACAUUUUCCACUCACUGAUUAUCGCCAGUUAGUACACAAUAUGCAAUCUAUGAAUGCAACAAAAGGGGUUUUCUUUUCAUUUGUGUAAAAUGAUUAAAGAAAAGGAACUGGAACAACCCUAAGAAAAAAAUAAUCCAUUAAAGCCCUGCCAGUGUCAUAAACCUUUUAACAUGAAAUAAACUGUAAAGGUUUUCAGGUUUGUUGGUUGAAAGCCCAUACACACAUGGAGAAAAAAGACUUCUCAAUGCAGGCUUUAUGUAGGUCACAGGUAAAGUUAUGCAGCACUGGACUCAGACUGACAGCUCUCACAUGAUCCUAGUCAGAAUGAGGCCCGAUUUCUGUAAUAAUUCACAUUUCAUCUCACGUUUCAAUAAUCUGACUCCAACACCAAAAAUCCUCACCAUUU
Messenger RNA from Centropristis striata (black sea bass), 2470 nucleotides. Its product is annotated as arrestin domain-containing protein 4-like. The record is from RefSeq and is a predicted model, not a curated record. Lineage: Eukaryota; Metazoa; Chordata; Actinopteri; Perciformes; Serranidae. Gene Ontology annotation, biological process: protein transport. The coding region runs from base 88 to 1227 and encodes 379 amino acids. Gene Ontology annotation, cellular component: cytoplasm; plasma membrane. The transcript is spliced from 7 exons.